CCUCUAAACUAAAUAAGAGUCUCCUCUUGCGCUUCUCUUUUGUUAAUUUACAUUGACAUGUGAUCCCGUGUUAAAUAACAUUUAUUAGACCGAAUAUUGUAUCGGAGGUUGAUUUGAGACAGACAGGAGGUUAUUUCUGUAUUAUAUCUUCGCAUUAAAAUAACUUUUUAUAUAUAUCUAUAUUAUAUAUAUAUAUAUGUAUAUAUAGUAAUUUUUUUAGAGCCUGUCCAACAAAACUUGCAUAAUUAAUUACCUUUGUACAAAGAAAUCAGUAAUCAAUCACACGUCUGGCAGACGAAGACGUAACGAUAUGGCAUCCUUUAAUAAUUUAUAUUAUCCAUCUGAUUGGUCAAUUUUCUUGCUUAUACAUUUAUACGACUACGCAAGUGCAUCUAUGUAUAAUCGUCGAAUCAAUAAUAUAAUUUAUAUAUAAACGCAAGCAAAAUAAAUAUUGUGAAUCCUUACAAAAAUUCUAGAGUAUAUAUAGAUACAAAAUUCUUCCUUGAAUAAUUUAGAAAUAAAAAUAAAAAAAAAAAAACUAACAUUAAAACGCAUUAUGUAAGAAUGCAUAAAGUAACUUUAAUAAUAACGUGAAUGGAGUAAGGUGAAAAAAAUAAAAAAAAAUGUUAUAGUCUAUCAAAACCGGUCACGUGGUCAGCUUUGCGCGUACACACAUACGCAAGCACGCGCAUGCGCUGUCAGAAUUUGGGAUCAUUGCACCGAAUUCGCUAGCAAACUUGAGCUCAUUUGCGCAUGGAGAAUCGCAGGGGUAACUUCGAUUUAUAGAUUUAAUCCAUUUAUUUUUACACUCAAACGACGGUGCCCUCCGCUAACGAUCCGUUAAUAUAAUUUUAUUGUUUAUUUCGCGUUCGCGAGCUGGGUGAUGUAAAUUAAUUAUGGAAGUGUGCGAGAAUCGAGCGCAGGAAAAAUCGCAGGACGGAGAAUAUGGAUUUGUUUGGCAAGAUUAUCUUGAUGCCACGAGCAGUGUGGAAGUUCCGCAAAUUAUGUUUCCACAUGUGGAGUUGACAUUACAAAACAGUAUUGAGAUAGGUAUGUCAUUAGAAGUACCAGUACAGAAAAAUAAUGAGCAAGAAGAACCAUCAUACUGGGUAGCCUCUAUCGUCAUGGCUUGUGGACCCUUGUUACGGUUGCGCUACUUUGGUGGUGAUGAUAGAUCAUUAGAAUUUUGGUUUAAUCUUACAAAAGAAGCUGGUCAUGAACUUGGUUGGAGUGCAAAAAACAAUAAAAAAUUGGAACCACCUGAUGCUAUACUUGAGAAAUCACCAGAUUGUGCAGAUAAGCUGAAGGAUUUUUUAACAACAGCACGCACGCUUCCACCAGAAAUGUUAACAGGGGAUAGCCUAAGUAUGACAGAUAAAAUAAAACAGGGCAUGAAAAUUGAGAUAAGUGAUGUCUUGCAUCCAUAUAAAUUAUGGGUAGCUACGAUUAUUGAAAAUGUUGGAGGACGUCUUUUAUUGAGAUAUGAUACGCCCGGUUCCUUUCGUGAAGAUUUUUGGAUAUUUUGUACAUCCGAACGUUUACAUUCAUAUGGAUUUGCAUCUAAAUCAAAUUCUAAUUGGUUUUUAGAACCACCUGGCUCAAUAGUCGACUUGUACACUUAUGAAGAAUGGAAAGAUUUGUUAGAAUCUAAACCAAAAGAUGAUGAACUAUUGGAAGAAUUAUUUAAUAAUAAUAUAGAUUAUUCAAAACAUAGUUUUAAAGUUGGAAUGAAAGUAGAAGCUCUGCAUCCAGUAGAUCGAACAAAGAUUUGCCCUGCUAGUGUAACAAAAGUAUUUGACGAUAUGUAUUUUCUUGUAAAUAUUGAUGUAUAUAUUGAACGUUCGGAUGGAUCAGAUGAUACGUUUGUGCCCACUAAUUCAGAAAACAAUACAUGGCUAUGUACUGCAGAGCAUCCAUAUAUAUUUCCAAUUGGAUGCAAAAAGCAUGACAUCAUGAUUACUCAUCCGCAAGGUUGGACUUCAAAGACUGAUGAUUUUGAUUGGAAUGACUAUUUGGAAGCAUGUCAUGCUACUGCAGCAUCUGAAGAUUUAUUUGACAAACGUACGAGUGCUGCUGAAGCAGGUUUUGAAUGUGGCAUGAGAUUAGAGGCUGUUGAUCCAGAACACCAACAUAUAAUAUGCGCCGCGCACAUUACUAAAAUCAUUGACAAUCUGUUGUGGAUAAAAUUAGAUAAUUAUGAAUACUUUAAGCCAGAUCACAUAGUUGACAUGCAUUCCUUGCAAGUAUUUCCUGUAGGAUGGUGCGAAUCUAAUCACUAUCCGUUAAAACCUCCGCAUAAUUACAUUGAAAUUUGUAAGAAACUAGAAAUGUUCGCAAAAGAGGAGGAGAAGAAAGCCAAUCUGUUGGACAUACCAAUUUCUGAACCACGAUCUUCGCUCUGGUGCCCAAAGAUAUAUUUUAACUACCGAUGCUUUACAGGCCCGAUGAUCUCGAAAGGAAAAUUAGCGACUCUUCCAAAAUCAGUAGGACCUGGACCAGUUAUAUUAGUCAUGCGAGAAGUUUUGUCAAUGAUUGUCUCUGUUGGGUAUAGAAGUGCCAGAAUUUUAAAGGUUCUGCAAUGCGAUUCUAAACCAGACCCUGGAUAUCAUUUAGAAGUUUUAAAGGCGAAGCACAAAAAUAAUACAUAUCGCGCGAGCGUGGCUAUUGUUACAUCAGGAGACAUGGUAGCGGACUUUUGCAGAAGUAUUUGUAAAAAACUAAUGGUGUGCCCAAAUUUAUUUGGUCCAUCAUAUAUACCAGAAAAUGAAUGUCCAGAUGAGUGUUAUAAAACAUCGAAAACAAAAUAUACAGCGACAGUUGGAACUGGAAAGAGAGGAAAACCGAAAGGAUAUACAAGCAUUAUGGUGCAAAAGCCGAAACCUUGGGGUAAGAAACGUCGAAAGCGUCGUGGCAGAUGGGCGAACAAACAUAAGGAGAUUCCGGAGGAAUAUGAGAUUCAUGAGGACGAGAUGCCGUUUAUGUCAUUAGAUCUGGCAAAACAUGUCUCGGAGAGUCAUAUUGACGAGGCAUUUAGUGGAAGACAACCGCUCUCAGAAAUAGAUAUCAUGAUACAAAAAGGUCUGGAGAAAUCUGACAAGUCGGAUGACUUUAAGACUGAAAUACCUUCCAGCAAUGCUUCGGAAGAUUCUGGUAGUUCAUUCAAUGAUGGAAAGAUAAAAGAUAGAGAAUUGUCCAGUCCUCCUAAUUUAAGUUCUAAGCAGCAUAUUACGAGAUUUAAUCAGAAUCCUGGAGUCACGAGAGGAAUCAAGAGAGAUUGGGACACAAGCAUAGAAUCUGAUUGUUCUGAGGCAGAUGCCGAAUACAUGAGAUUGCAAAAGACACAACGGCGACCUAAAACUCGAAAGCUCGAUUCAAAUCCGUUAUAUUGGAGUGUAGAUGAUGUGUUUCGAUAUCUUAGAAAAACAAAUGACUGCAAAGAUCUCGCAUAUCGUGUCAAAGAGGAAGAAAUUGAUGGUCUCGCAUUUUUGCUGCUGAAUCUUCCCUCUCUUACUCAGCACAUGAAACUACGAACUAGUUUAGCCAUGAAAUUAUGUAGACACGUUGAACAAGUUAAAGUUACAUUCUUUUUACGACAUAUUCAUGAAGUAGAGCCUGAUCAGUAUCAAAUUGUUUAAUUGACUAGUUUACAAUAAAACCUGUAAUUAUCUUCUAUAUAAUUACUAAUUAUCAUUUAUGUAGCGCAGUUCAUUAUAUAGAGUCAUAUGUAAUAAUCGAAAGGAAAAAUAAUUGACAAAUUUAAAUAGAUGAUUCAAGAUUUUACAAUUAUAAA
Messenger RNA from Nylanderia fulva, 3790 nucleotides. RefSeq names its product scm-like with four MBT domains protein 1. The record is from RefSeq and is a predicted model, not a curated record. Gene Ontology annotation, biological process: negative regulation of DNA-templated transcription. Lineage: Eukaryota; Metazoa; Arthropoda; Insecta; Hymenoptera; Formicidae. Gene Ontology annotation, cellular component: nucleus. Gene Ontology annotation, molecular function: histone binding; chromatin binding.